CACGAUCGACUGCAUCUUGGACCUCAACAGACAACAUCUCUCGGCUUCUGGCCCAGAGAGCGAUAUAUUUAUAUGUAUCGUGUUGGCAUUGGCCUCAUUGUUGAUUUAAGACCUCCAGCACAGACAUCUGAGCAACAAUUAGCCAGUCAUGGCCAACAUUAUCCUCUCCAUCAACGCAGGCAGCUCCUCGUUGAAGACGACAGUAUUCCUAGAACAAGGUCCAGCCACCUCCAAAGGGCUCCGCCGCUUGGCCUCCGCAGAAAUCUCGGCUAUCAACUCGCCCCCCGCCAAACUAAAAUAUGUCCGUGGUGCUCAUAAACAAUCCUCCGACGCAGGCCAAAUUCACAACCACACCGAGGCCUUCGCUUAUGUCCUAGAUGCCUUCAUCUCUGACGCCGAGAUCCCCGAGGUCUCAGGCAAGGACAGCAUUCACUAUGCGUGUCAUCGAGUGGUCCAGGGUGGGGAGUACACUGGGGUGCAUCUGAUUGACAAGGAUACCUUCCACAAGAUUGAGAAGCUCUCCGACCUCGCCCCAUUACACAAUGCUUCUGCUGUCAGUUUGAUGACUGCCUGCCACGAUGACCUCCCAAAAGCCAUCAACGUUGCGUGUUUCGACUCUGGCUUCCACAAUUCCAUGCCUGACUAUGUCAAGACGUAUGUCAUCGACCAGAAGAUUGCGCAAGAGAAGGGACUUCGCAAGUACGGCUUCCAUGGUCUGAGCUACCAAUACAUCACCCGGAGAAUCGCAGAGUUUCUCGACAAGCCCCAAUCCGAGACCUCCAUCAUUGCUCUGCACCUGGGAAGCGGCGCAUCCGCCUGUGCCAUCAAGAAUGGCCAAUCAAUAGAUACCACCAUGGGCUUGACACCCGUCUCCGGUUUGCCGGGAGGUACACGAUCCGGAGAUAUUGACCCCAGCCUGGUCUUCCACUAUACUUCCGACGCCAGUGCUCUCAGUCCCAAUAGUACUAAAGACCUCCAUAUCUCCACAGCAGAAGAGAUCCUGAACAAGCAGUCAGGCUGGAAAGCGCUCACUGGAACGACCGAUUUUUCCAAAAUCGCCGAUCCAGAUGCUCCCGACACCCACAAGCUUGCCUUCAAUAUCUUUGUUGACCGAGUUAUCGGUUAUAUCGGCAACUACUACGUCAAGCUUGAUGGCAAAGUCGAUGCCUUGGUCUUCUCCGGCGGCAUUGGAGAGAAGAGUGCUUAUGUACGUCAAGUUGUCAGUACCAGGGUCGCCUGCUUAGGCUUUACCCUCGAUUCAGAAAAGAACCAGCAAGCCUCUGAUGGCGAUGAUGUUGUUGACAUUGGAACGAGUCAAACCAAGCGGACCUUGGUCUGCCAGACGGAUGAAGACUUUGAAAUGGCUUUCAGUGUAUUGAACUAUCCGAAAUGAACUCGUUCCUGAUCUGGCGGCCUUAGAAUCAAUGGCAGCUUGAGGUUGGCUGACUGCACGGCCUCAAUCAUUACCCAUUGCUUUAGACAACUGUCUUUAUAAUCUGGCAGUCUCCCAUCCACACAUCAAACCUCAAACCUCCCACCUCACCCCACUCCCGGAUGCUUUCGGUAUUUCACCUUGAGAGCCCUCGUAUACACGAUCUUUCUUCCUCUCGAUCUUGUUCACGUCAUCUCUAGCGAGCUUCUGGAAUCAGCCAUUCUCUCUGCUGCAUAACAAGAGUGGGUACAAGUGGAUCUUCGGUUGCAUCCAACGAGGCACUUCGAUCCCAUCUGCAGCUGCUGUCGCAUGCAAUACGCUUGGAUAAAUCGACUUAGGGUCAACAUUAAGCCAUCUUCUCGGCGCCCUGGAAAGUUUACAUUCAAAGCAAAUCUAAUAUCAUGUGCAUCUUGAGACGACUCGGGGUAGAAUGGAUAGUCCAGUAUUGGGAGCUAGGUAUUUUUGAAAAUUUCCAGCCAUGCCAAUCUCAGCGUCUCAAUUACACGGACCUCCCACGAGGCGUGAGAGUCCAUUGGUUUUAGUAUGCCAUGAUCGGGCUCGACAAUGAUGUUGCGGAGUUCCUUUGGGAUCUACCAUAGAUUUGUCAUGUCACAGCAUCCACCAAGCCCACUUUAGCCCAUCCUUCGGUCGCCAGUGAUUAGUCACACCAUUGCAGAGCCGAUGCCGACCUUCAUUAUUGGAACCGAAGUUCCGCUACGCCCGAAGCCUGUUAGACACCUUACGGAGUACAGUUCCUGUGCCUGGCAGUUUUGGCAAUCGUCACCAGGCGUCCUCAUCAUACAACGUCACACUGCCGCCAUAUCCCAACCUCGGCACCAAGUCAGCAAGGCCCUAAAUCGACCUUUCUAUCAGCUUUUUAGGGCCUUGGAGGCUCAAGUAGCGUAGGCAGCAAAAAUUAAAGCCUUUUCUUAAAACCUUCUAGCAACUACCUGAAGCGG
This is a messenger RNA of Exophiala mesophila, 2391 nucleotides long. Its product is annotated as acetate kinase. The transcript has 3 exons. Gene Ontology annotation, biological process: acetate metabolic process; phosphorylation. Gene Ontology annotation, molecular function: acetate kinase activity. Lineage: Eukaryota; Fungi; Ascomycota; Eurotiomycetes; Chaetothyriales; Herpotrichiellaceae. The record is from RefSeq and is a predicted model, not a curated record. Bases 149 to 1393 code for a protein of 414 amino acids.